Petromyzon marinus (sea lamprey) is the source of this 5889-nucleotide messenger RNA. RefSeq names its product cadherin related family member 2 (gene CDHR2). NCBI's taxonomy places the organism in Eukaryota, Metazoa, Chordata, Hyperoartia, Petromyzontiformes, Petromyzontidae. The record is from RefSeq and is a predicted model, not a curated record. Gene Ontology annotation, molecular function: calcium ion binding. Gene Ontology annotation, biological process: homophilic cell-cell adhesion. Gene Ontology annotation, cellular component: plasma membrane.
GAAGUUCGCUAAAAAAAAACCCAGUGCCGCUGUCUUCCCUUUUUCCAUGACACAAGGCAAGCGCGCUUGUAACCCGCGUGUGGGUUUUUUUAUUGCGCAUUUCAACAUUGUGGGAUUUGAUAGGGCCCACUUUUUGAGCCCAGGGCGGUGAGUGAAAGGACCCUUGAACUCUGGGGGCCGUCUGACGCGCACCGUUACUCAUUAAACACUAAACGCCACACCUCGCCUUGCCACUCCACCGCGUCUACGUUGAGGACCCCCACCGCUCGAGUGAAUUCAGUGGUCGACAGGGUUUUGUUGUGUUGGUGUGGAUUUUUGUUGUGUUGGUGUGGUUUUUUUUCUUAAAAAAAAGUCUCGCCUCGGAGAGAGAGACGCUCGUCUCCAAAGCCUAUCUAUAUAUCUCUCAAGACUCGCCCAAAAAGAAUGACGGGUAUGCCACUUGCACUUAGGAUUUGUUUAUUAAUCUGCCUUCUUCAUUUCGUCAAAGGUAACACUCCUCCAGUGUUUAUAGGUAACCCGGUGUUUCAAAUACGUGAAGACACGCCAGUAGGCGCCAUUGUAUUCACGGUGUUGGCACAAGAUGACGAUGGCGAUCCAAUUGGGUACAGCCUCAGAGGGUCUGAAGCGACUCGUUACUUCACUAUCAAUAGUGCCACGGGAGUCGUGACUCUGAAGUCUACCAUAGACCGCGAGGAAUAUGCUACCCCAGCAAAGAAUGAGCAGUUUACAGUUGAAGCCGUCCUUACAGAUGGAAUUUAUACUGUUGACAGAGUUCUGACAAUCCUCACUGUGGAUGUCAAUGACAACUUUCCAGAGUUUAAGGAGCUUCCGUAUCAAAUUACUUUAGCAGAGAAAAAAUAUGUAAAUGAACAUUUUUUUCGCGCCAUCGCUGAAGAUAAAGAUGGUGGAAACCUUGGCAGAGUUGGCUACAUUAUGGAGGUUGUUCCGAACAUAAGCAUAUUCAGAAUAGAUGCCAACAACGGAAGUCUCUUUAUCAAUGGAGAACUUGAUUACGCUGAAAACAUUGUCUAUCAGAUUAAGAUCAAUGCUUCGGACAAGGGAGACAUCCCGAUGAGUUCAGCUGCAAUUCUGAUCGUUAACGUUGAAGACAAGCCCAAUCUGCCGCCAGAAUUCAGAAAUGAAAUUUACCAAAAAAACAUAAUGGAGAACUCACCUGUGGACACUUUUGUUUUGUCUGUGACAGCUGUGGACGGGGACAAGGGCAUCAACAAUCAAAUUGAAUAUGAACUUAAAGGUGACAUGAACGGCAAUUUCAAGAUUAACCGUGCAACUGGGGAAAUACAAACGGCCGCACUUAUUGACCGGGAAAACACCACCUACAUCCAGCCCGGUGAUACCAUCACAUUCUAUGUCGAGGCUUCUGAGGUACUAAGUGGCGAUCAUAAUGGUCCUUCCACCGCCACAGCUACAAUCAUAGUGACGGUGAUGGAUGUCAACGACAAUGAGCCCACAUUUUACCUGAAGAUGGCCGACGAGCCCGUGGGCAGUAUUAACAGCACGUUUAACGUGCACUUGCCCGAGGAGAGUUCACCCGGGUCACCGAUCUCAAACCUCAACAUGUACAUAAGGGACCCCGAUAAGAGGGAGAAUGGCGAAGUUAUCCUUUCCAUAAACACAACAGUCUUUGAAAUCGUGCCCAGCUUAAUCAUUAAUGAAGGCCCUCUCACCAUCCGAGUCAAAGAUGCAAGUCAGUUGGAUUAUGAAGAGAUCCAAGUGUUAUAUGUGCAGGUCAAUGCCACAAAUGGUAACUUCACCACGACGGCCAUUGUGACUAUUAACCUCGUCGACAUUAACGACAACAGUCCAAUAUUUUCUGCCCAAGAAUUCUACGUCAAUGUGUCAGAGGGUGCAAGUGAUGGUGACUUUAUACAUAUAAUUAAUGCUACCGACAAAGACUCAGGAAGAUUUGCAGAAAUAUCGUUCAGCCUUUCUGGUGCAACAGAUGUGAGGGACACGUUCCAGGUGGACAAUGUGACGGGAGCGCUAAGCGUGCGCGACAAGAGGCAGCUUGACCGCGAGACGAAGCCUGUGUUCUACGCCAACGUGAUCGCCAUGGACGGCGGGGGCCGCGUCUCGAGCGUGCCCCUGCAGAUCAACGUGUUGGACGUCAAUGACAACAUCCCCCGGUUCCAGCAGAUGACCUACACGGCAUUCUACAAAGAGAACAUGGUCAACGAUCCCAUUUUAAUCCUGGCCACGGAUAAAGAUGAGGAAGGCACCCAGAACAGCAACAUCACGUACUCCAUCUUCGGGGGGGACGACUUCUCGAAUUUCACCAUCGACGCCACCUCGGGAGUGCUGAUCGUCAGCGGGCAUCUGGACGCAGAGUCCAUGGACCCGUCGCUGAAUGGGACGUUCAGGCUCACGGUGAUGGCAGAGGAUCAGGGAAAUCCUCCGCUCAACUCCACCGUGUCGGUCGUCGUCAAGGUGGAGGAUUUGAAUGACGAAACUCCGGUCUUCACAAAGCCGGUGUACACUGCUUCCGUCCCAGAAAACGCAAUCGCAGGACAUUUUGUGGUGAGCGUUCACGCUCCGGACUCUGACGUCAGUCCCCCGAACAAUCGCGUCAGCUACAGCAUCUUCAGCGGGUCGCGAGGAAACUUCCUGAUCAGAGCUGUUCCGAUAGCCGUCGGCUCUUUAGACUUCAUCGGCAACAUAUCAGUGGAUUCCGGCAACCAGCUCGACUACGAGGCAGACAAAAUCUACACGAUGGUGAUCGUGGCGACUGACUUGGGCUUCCCGGAGCGCAGCUCUAGCACCACUGUUACGGUCCUCAUCACGGACGUAAACGACGAGACUCCUGAAAUCACCAAUUUGCCCCGCAGCGUCAAUGCCUUCGAGAACGGACAGCCUGGGGCGAUGGUGGUCAACGUGACUGGAUUUGACAAGGACACGGACGCGGACCUGAAGUUUUUCAUCAGCGACCACUUUUGCUACAAAGGAGUGAUUAGUGUCAACAAAUCGGAAUGCGCCAGGUGGUUUGUGAUCAACGUUACAUCUGGAACCGUCUCCUACGGCGACAUCGAGGUGGACUUUGAGGAGAUCACCAGGGUGGAGCUCACUGUGGUCCUCAUUGAUUUGGCGACAGUGAAAAGCAGAAAUUCUACCUCUGGUGUACUCACAAUCAACAUUCUGGAUGCCAAUGACAAUGAUCCCAUUUUCCAAAUAAAACCUUCGACAGGUGUAAUCGUUGCAGAAAUUGCGAACGAUAAAUACGUGUUUCCAGAAAUUUGGCAGGCGACAGACAGGGACGAGGGAGAAAACGCCAAGCUCAGGUUCAGUGUGACGAGGCUGCAGCUCGUUCAGUCCAACAACAUAACGGUGGAGCAGGAUGUGAACACAUUCUCCAUGGAGACCCAAGCGAGCGAUAACACCAACCAGUACACGGGCUCCAUGGGCAUAACAAGAGCCAUAAAUCCUGCACAGGACGGAAGGUACAUCAUCACCGUGACAGUGUCGGACAACGGGAGUCCUCAGCGUCGAACAUCGACCGACUUCACCGCCUUCCUCAUCAGUGAGACGAACAAGGUAAAGCUGGAUUUUGAUGGUUCUGUACAAGACAUUGAAGCAAAGAAAGGUCAAAUAUCCAUAAAUCUCCAGAAGACUGUGUACAACUCCAUCGUCGCAAUAACUGCCAUCAAAGCAGCGUCUACGAAACAGACCCGCGAGGGAAACGACAAAUCAGUCAUGGAGGUGUACUUCUACUUCAGCAAUGGGACAGCCGUGAGUCAAGAACGAGCAGUCAAAGUGAUACAGGACAGUGUGGGAACAGAGGCGGUGCAGAAACUCAUAGGCCUGGGAAUGACGGGUGUGGGUUCGGGUCCCACAUUUGAAGAUCCAAAUAUUGCGCAAUUAAGACUGUUGGAGAUAUUGGUGAUCUCGCUGGCGGUGGUUCUCCUCCUUAUCCUGACUGUCAUGAUCACCAUCACAGUCUGCAUGCGCAGGAGCUACCAGAGGAAACUCAAGUCCAUGACCGCGAUGAACCGCGCCAAGGAAGUGAAGAGCGCACCGGUGCAGAACGGAACCCAGGUUCCCGGCACGAACAUGCACGCCACCGAGAAAUCGAACCCGCUGUGGAACAGCCCCGUCUAUGAGCUUCCUGACCUCGGCUAUAUCGAGGAGAGUGACCCUGACAGGAAGAGCAUAAACUCUUUGGAUGAAAAUGUUCUUGAUGCAAGCGAUUUGCGGAUGGAAGAAACGGAAAUGAAUGUGAAGCAGGCGCCUCCAACGAAUCACAGCCACAAGAAUGGUGAGAGCGCCCAUCAGAACCUCCUGGGAGUCGCCCUCCAGCAGCGAGAAAAUGAUCGCAGUGCCCGCGACAUGAAAUUGCCCAACUUGCAGGGCGCCGACAACAAAGCUCUUGACACGACGGAUAUCUAACCGGAGCCUGCGGCGUACCCCUGCGGCGUGUCCCUGCAUCCCAUCAGCUCGGAAGCUGCUGGCUCUCUGUCAAUUGUACGGUCGCUAACAAACGAUACACUGGUGCAGCCAUGUGGAGUUAUUGGUCGAGGGAUGUAGAAGUAACCAUGCAGAGAAAAAAACCCCUCGUUCUUUGCAGAGCAACCUGUGGUUCCAGAAUCAGAAUGUUCAUUUGAACUGGAAGAAUCCGAUGAGCUAUUAAGCUUUUUUUUCCACCAAAACAACCUAUUAAACAUGUUUAUCUUAUAAAGUAACGUUCGUGACGAAUGUAGUUUACACAGGUUAACUGACAGAACAAAGUGGGUUUUUAUUUCUUUAAGGCAACUGUCUCCAGGACUCCCAGCUUCUCUUAAGAUUACCAACCACGCAGUAAAAAAUAUUCCGUACAUGCAUUCCCCUUCCACACAUAAUUUAAGGAGUGCAUUCAAAGGGUUUAAUAGUCUAUUUUCACAUUAACAAAACAAGCUCAACACAUUGGUCAAUAAUAAUGCCUUCAAAUAAAACAUAAUUAAACUAGGCGAUGUUUUGGGCAAGGGCCCUUCACAUGAGAACAUUUGUAGAAUGAAUGGCUUGUUCACCUCAUAUUAAGGAUAAUACAAUAGCACAAAGAUAAACUAAACGUUUCCAAACGCUCUAUUAUUCUACUAAAGAGCAGCUGGUUCAUACAACGGAGCCCGAUGUCGCAUUACGGACCUUGAUGGCAAUAUGAUUUUGGCGUUUCUGUGCUUGAACGCAACGCUUAAUGAAUGGCACCGCUUCUGGUUAGGACAUCUCAGUACAGACGCGGCAGUUUGACAAUCAUUCUAAGCAAUUCCACGACUUUUCUGAUUUUGUGGGAGGCCGGUUCGGUGGAUGAGCGUCUGCUCUCGAGAGCAAAGGGAUCUGAGUUCACUGCGUGCUUUGUAUUGCCCACUGCUCUGUGAAUCCUCAUUGUAUUUGCAGCGAAAAAUUACUUCUGGGUCAAACUUCCUUUUGGAAUUGUCGGGCAUGUGCUGGAUUAGUCUGUGCUAUGCACGUGGAAUUGACACGAGCAACUUUAUUAUGCAUUCUGAGGACAAAGACUGUAGAAGUUAAAAUCAAGUUUGUGAUUCACUAGUUUUAACAAAACGAUAGCAAGAAAUUACCGAUGUUUAGAUGUAUAGGACAAUGUAUGAUAGCACUUUAUGUAACAUUUUAAGGUUUACAAAGUAAUUGUAAAUCAAAAUACAUUUCAUGGUACUCUUUUAAUGUUUUAAUUAUUUUUAAUUUCACCUUUGCCAAUACAUAGCAACAGAAUAUUUGCGUUUAAUAUUGUAAUUGUCGACUGUUCUUUGCUAUUCCUCCGAUGUUACUGUAUUCUGUUUUUCAAAUGUUGUGUUUUCACAGCGGAGUUUUGUCAAAAUCAAACCUGAAUAUAUAUGUAAUUAGAGUUUAAUCGUAUUAAUAAAAAAAUGAAUCUUAUUACAAUCA